AUGUGGAAGUCGGAGUCUACCUUCGAAUUAAUCGCCCUAGCCCACGAUUACUACAUAGCGAAGUUUGAGUCGCUAGCGGGCUACGAAUUGGCCAAGUUUGGGGGACCUUGGAUGAUCUUAGGACACUAUCUGGUGGUUAAAGAAUGGGAGCCCAAUUUCAUCCCUUCCAAGAACAAGACCAAGAAGCUGCUAGUAUGGGUUCGGUUUCUGGAGCUACCAAUAGAGUAUUUCGACGAGGAAUUCCUCAAGAAGAUAGGGAAAACAAUAGGUCGGCCGGUAAAGAUCGAUACAACGACCAGUUUGGCAUCCAUAGGAAAGUUCGCGAGAGUCUGUGUUGAAAUUGAUAUCACUAAACCAUUAUUGUCUAAAUUUGUCCUGCAUUUCAUGGAUUGGCCCAUUGAGUAUGAAGGGAUAAAUCUGAUUUGCUUCAAGUGUGGCAUAUAUGGCCACCAUCAAGAGCAAUGUGGCAAGGAAGGAGUUGAAGGAGUGGCCACUUAUGGGCAGAACGAAGAAACCUCUGCGGCAGCAAUCUCACCGGUGGAGAAGCAAAGGUCGCAGGAGAGGUUUAGGGCUUGGAUGCUCGUUACUCGGAAAGAAAGAAGAGGUCGAACCAAGAACAACGUUCAACCAGGUGUUCGUGGGGCGGGAGCAGGAAGCCAAGUAGCAACCAAUAAUGCCCCGGCGUUCGAAGGUCUUGGGGAUCAAUCGCGUUUUUCCACCCUUGAUGGCUUGGGCGAAAAUAUGCAGGAACAGAACAACCAAGACAUGGGGCUGGAAUUUCAACAACUAGCCACGGCCCUAGCUAGGAUUGGGAGACGCACAAGCUGA
This is a messenger RNA of Ipomoea nil (Japanese morning glory), 828 nucleotides long. RefSeq lists its product as uncharacterized. Lineage: Eukaryota; Viridiplantae; Streptophyta; Magnoliopsida; Solanales; Convolvulaceae. The record is from RefSeq and is a predicted model, not a curated record. Gene Ontology annotation, molecular function: zinc ion binding; nucleic acid binding. Bases 1 to 828 code for a protein of 275 amino acids. The transcript has a single exon.